GGAGACUAUCUGAUGGUGAGGAAGUUAAAUGAGAUAGUUUAGUAGAAGGUUUGGUAGAACUAGUUUGUUUUCAGUUCUUAGAAGCGUUUUUAAACGAAUAGGUCUGGUUUUAGCCCUGAGUUCGGACUGACAGGUGCAGCAUCCACCUGUAAUCCGCUUCUUUGUUCAGGGAGGUGGAGGCUGGGGGGUGUGGGUGUGUUGGCUGGAGAGGUGGAGUCUCUAAGUCUCCAGACAGGCGCACUAGACAGAUUAGUCUCCUCCAGCCGCUAACCAGGACUCAAAUCAGCUGCGGAGCGCAGACGGAGCUCCACGCCGGUUCCUGAGCCGGUCUUCCGGGGUAGAGGGGGCGGGUGGUGGUCUGGAAGAACCUGGAUUCGGGUCCGAUGGAGGCUGCCGUGCUGGGCCCCGCCGUCAUGACGGACGUGGACUGCGGCAGCCUGAACGCCGAGCUGGAGGUGAAGAAGCUGCAGCAGCUGGUGCGGAAGCUGGAGCGGCAGAACAAGCAGCUGCGGAGCCGGGCCGGAGGCUGCCUGUCCGGGGGCUUCCAGCACUUCCAAGGCCCGCUGCUCCAGCCGUCCCUAAGCUCGCUUUCUCCUCCGGAAGAACCGCUAGAUCAUUUCGACCCGUACGCAGGGGAGGAGGAGGAGGAGGAGGAGGAGGAGGAGGAGGAGGAUGCUUCGGAACCGUCGGUUCUGGAUGAGUUGGAGCUUCUGGACCUGGAGUCUCUGAGCUGCUCGGAGGAGUCUGAUGAAACCUGGUUGUACGUAGCAUCGAAAGCAGGAGAGAGUUCAGCCGAGUCUCUCAGUCCGCUGCAGUGGUGCCGGCAGAACCUGGACAGCCCCAAGUCGGACGUGGAGGUCGCCAGAAGGUCGUUGUCUCUGCGACUGGAACAAGUCUCCAGGUGGCGUAGCUCCCUGUCGUCCCCUGGAACCCCACCGACCCGAGCCGCAGCGGCGUCUCCCCGCCCAGCCAAACCCUGCUCCACCCCACCGCCACCGACUGAAAGACACGCCUCUCCUCUCCUCUCCUCCCCGCUGCACCCCGUCCUCCAUCGCACCCUGAGCCCCUUGGGGAGGGAGCUGUCCCCUGUAGCUGAACGGACGCCCACCUUCCUCCCUCACCCUCCCAAACGAAGCCGCAGUCUUCGGCGCUCCACCCUGAGCCCCGAGUCGUCGGUGGACAGCGACCUGGGGACGUCGGAGGACGACUCCAUCAGCCUCGGAUACAAACUGCAAGAUCUCACGGACGUCCAGGUCAUGGCCCGGCUGCAAGAGGAAAGUCUACGGCAGGACUACGCCAGCACGUCGUCGUCCGCCCUGGCCGGCCGCCGCAGCCAGAGCUUCACCUUCCAGCUCAGCCAGCUCAGCGCCGGCCCCGACCUGGAGGAGGAAGACGAGGAGGACGACGAAGACUACGCCCUCCUGCCGCCGCCGCAGCCGCGCCUCACCCGCCUCUCGCACUCCCACACCUUCUGCAGCGUCCGCGACUGGCGAAGAAGCACCAGCUCCCUGUGCACCCCUCCUUCCACCCCCCCCACGCCGUCGCGCCCUUCCGCUGGCUCCGCCUACCUGGCGUCGCCGCCGGCGCUGCCACCACUGGGGCCGGGAGACCCGUAUGGCAUCGAGGCGCCGGGCUUCAACCCAGGAUCAGAUAAGCUGCGGAGGAGCAUGCCUAACCUGGUCAGAGCUCCCAGCAUGCCCAGUGUGCCCAUUCCCACCUCUUCCAGUGCUGCUGCUGCUUCUUCUUCUUUGCUUCGUAACAGCCAGAGUUUUGAUUCCUCCGGCAGCUUGGCUCGCCUCCAGUCCUCCAGUAAGACUCCAGUGCCGCCGAUUCUCUGUCGUUCUGUGACAAACGGGUCAGUGUUCCGUUUCCUCCUCCGCCUCAGUCCCCUCUCCAGGCCAGCUUCAGAACCGGGUCCAGAGCCUCGGGAGCUUCUCCUCGCUGUCACGGCAACCACUGAAAGCCACCGCCUACGUCAGCCCGACGGUCAAGGGCCCGACGUCCGCCAGCCUCACGUCUCUGAACAGCAGCGGCAUCCCUCUGCUCAGCAAACCAGCAGGCGGAGGCUCCGCCCGCGGCGGUCUGCCACGCCCCGCCUCCAUCCUGGGCCCCACAAGCUCCAGCCCCCGCGGCAAGGUGGCUUUAUCAUCACGAAGUUUACUGACGCCUCCAAAGAGCUUGUCCACCUUCAGUGCCCUUCGCGACAGCGCCUGGAGAGACGGCUGCUACUGACGGCUGAGCACCCCGCAGGCCGGGGGCCGCGCCGUGGGCAGCGAGGCUUCGGACCUGAGAUUCUGCGUCGGAACAGUCGGAUUCUGUCUUCAAUCGUAUGCAGGAUUUCUUCGGAGGACUCGGGUAACCUUUCUGGAUCUGUGUGCGACGUACGCCGGUGAGUUUGGUGGUUUGGUGCCAAAAGCGAGCCGUUCUCCGCUGUGCAAUAAGCCGCCGGCCGCUGGGUAACGCUGACGCUAACCAGCAAAGAGGGCUGCCAGUUUUUACUAUAUGAACCUCUCAUACUGUUUUUAUUAAAAUAUUUAUUUUCAAUAAAACCGAUUUGACUAAUCUGGUGUAGUUGCCAGUAAUGCUGCUAAAGUGUAAUAAAUCCCUGUAGAUUUGGGCACAUUUGGUCUAAUUUUUAGAGUAUUAUGUAUUGGUGUAACACCUAACUGACUGCAUAUAUCUGUUUGACUGAUUGCAAUUUUUAAAGUGUAAAUCGCCCAAAAUGAAAAUAUGGGGAAUGUCUCACUGUGGUGUCACCAGACUUUAUGCAUAUUCCCACUGAUCUUGUUGCACUUUGCCAGAAAUCUCACAAAUGUAUUUGUUUACUAAUGUUUGCACUCUGAGACUCAAUCUGGUGGAUUUAGAUAAAAAAACUAAAAAAACACACUGAUCAAGAUGUUUUUUUGUUCAAGAUCUAACAAUUGUACACUUUUUUUUUUUUUUUUUUUAAAUGUAGCACUUCCAGUUUGUGUAACUUGGUCCUUAAUCGACGUUUUAAAGGGCACAUCUUUCACAAUUUACACUGUUUUUUGUUACUGUGAAUUUUACUAAAACUUAAUAAACUCAAUAUAUUUGGCAACA
This is a messenger RNA of Xiphophorus hellerii (green swordtail), 3081 nucleotides long. RefSeq names its product SLAIN motif-containing protein 1-like. The transcript has 8 exons. The record is from RefSeq and is a predicted model, not a curated record. Gene Ontology annotation, cellular component: microtubule plus-end. Lineage: Eukaryota; Metazoa; Chordata; Actinopteri; Cyprinodontiformes; Poeciliidae. Gene Ontology annotation, biological process: positive regulation of microtubule polymerization; microtubule nucleation; cytoplasmic microtubule organization. The coding region runs from base 384 to 2393 and encodes 669 amino acids.